AUGAGUGAGCAACUGAAGCGCGACUACGAGAUCGGCGAGGAGAUCGGCCGCGGGCGGUUCGGCGUGGUCCACCGCUGCGUCUCCCGCGCCACGGGCGAGCCCUUCGCCGUCAAGUCCGUGGACCGCUCCCUCCUCGCCGACGACCUGGACCGCGCGCUGGCCGAGCUGGAGCCCAAGCUGGCGCGGCUGGCGGGCGGGGAGGGCGACGAGAACCCGGGCGUGGUGCAGGUGCGCGCCGUGUACGAGGACGACGCCUGGACUCACACCGUCAUGGACCUCUGCACGGGGCCCGACCUGCUGGACUGGGUCCGGCUCCGGCGCGGCGCGCCCGUGCCGGAGCCCGACGCCGCCCGCGUCGUCGCGCAGCUCGCCGAGGCGCUCGCAUGCUGCCACCGCCGCGGCGUCGUCCACCGCGACGUCAAGCCCGACAACGUGCUCCUGGACCUGGACCCCGCCGGCGAGGCGCCCCCGCGGGUGCGGCUCGCGGACUUCGGCUCCGCCGCAUGGCUCGGCUCGGGCGCCGGCGCCGGCGAGGGCGAGGGCGGCGCACGGGGCCGCCGCGCCGAGGGGCUGGUGGGCACCCCGCACUACGUGGCGCCCGAGGUGGUGGCCGGCGGCGAGUACGGGGAGAAGGUGGACGUGUGGAGCGCCGGGGUGGUGAUGUACGCGCUGCUCUCGGGGGGCGCGCUGCCCUUCGGCGGCGAGACGCCUGCGGACGUGUUCGCGGCCGUGCUGCGCGGCAGCCUCAGGUUCCCGCCCGCGCUGUUCGCCGGGGUCUCGCCGGCGGCCAAGGACCUGAUGCGGCGGAUGAUGUGCCGCGACGUCUCGAGAAGGUUCUCCGCCGAGCAAGUCCUCAGGCACCCGUGGAUCCAGAGCGGAGGGGGAGUCCGAGAGGUGGUGCGGCCAACCUGA
Messenger RNA from Miscanthus lutarioriparius, 912 nucleotides. Lineage: Eukaryota; Viridiplantae; Streptophyta; Magnoliopsida; Poales; Poaceae. The record is from the annotation of a GenBank genome assembly.